Messenger RNA from Xyrichtys novacula (pearly razorfish), 2932 nucleotides. Lineage: Eukaryota; Metazoa; Chordata; Actinopteri; Labriformes; Labridae. The record is from the annotation of a GenBank genome assembly.
AGAUCUGUGUGUGCUUGCAUUGACGUCAAAGCAGCAGGCUGGAUGUAUAAAACCCUCCGUCCUCUCCAGACACUGCGCUCCUCACUGGGACUUCUCCAGACUCUGCUCCGACCUGACAUCCGCAAAGUUCAGCUGCAGCUUCUGCAGAGAACAAAGUGAGUACCACAGUUUGCUUUCAGACUUGUGCUUUUAGAUAUUACAGUGUGAGAUUUGGCGGGAUUGGAUGUAUUUCUGCAGCAGAUUAUCACCAUUUUAACACCUCUGGAUGUUUGCGCAUCUCUUGCUCAGUUGUGCACUUUUCAAUCAGCUGAUACAGAUUGAAGACUUUCAGAUGGUUGUGCGGUUUAGUCGAGUUUGGUCCUUUUGGAAAUCCAUGUUUUCUUUCUUGGGCAAGGCAGUGAUCUGAAAUGUUUUUUGACUUAAUACCAAAGCAAACGUGAAACAUUGUAACCUUCAAACCAAUCAGGUUAUUGUCAUCUAAGGCCUGCGUAAAAUUCGCAGGAAUGAGGCUAAACAGUUUGGGGGGAAAAACGCCCUAAACGGACACUAAGUUUAUAAGUAUGUCUACUCUUUUUCUUGAGCUCUUAUGCACAAGAUAUGCAUGAAAGGAAGUUGUCCAAAAAAGCAAAAACAACAGAUAAAAUGUGAUUUAUUUGUCAACCUCACAUUUGAGCUUAUUUUGUGAUCUAUCGUCUCUUUAUUCAUGGACUGUCUGUCUCUGCAGGACAUGAAGUCAGUCCCCCUGCUCCUGCUCCUCUCCUCGGUCCUCCUCUCGUCACACCUCCGCCUCGCCGCCGGCAGACCGCACUCCCUCCCCGGCUGGCUGGAUGGCCGCCUCCAGACGCAGCAACUUGAAGAAGUGCUCCUCAGAGCGGCGGCAGCCGGGGACAGCACCGCCUCAGAGCUGCUGGGCGAAAACCUCCUGAAGUUAGUCCAAAGCAGAAACCAGGACCCCCUGAAUCUGCUCACACCGGAGGAGGAGACCGAGGACGAGGCGGUGAGGGCGGCGGCAGCACAGCUUCUCAAGCGCAGCGAGGACCCGCCGCUGUCCAUCGACCUGACCUUCCACUUGCUGAGGAAUAUGAUCCAGAUGGCCAAGAUGGAGAGCCAGAGGGAGCAGGCUCAGCUCAACCGCAAAGUCCUCGACGAAGUCGGGAAGUAAAGUUCUUUUUGUCUUCGAAAAAAUGCCUCAUACAGCAGCCUGACCGCUGUCCAAGUAUCCAAGACCUCUGACAUUAGUUGUUGUUUGUGCGCCUGCCUUCCUCUCCUCGUCGUUUUACGCACACACAGUUGCCAAAUUACGCAUCAGAGCAUCCGCGAGCAAAACGUCCAUCCAUAAGUUUGAUUUAAAAACUUUGUUGGAAAACAUGGAAACGGACUUCUCUGACCCCUCACCCUUCACCCCUCACCUUUACCUGGCUUCACCUCUCCUCUCCUUCUCUCCCACACUCACACCAAUCUCUGCUCUGGACAUUUGGAAAACUUUCCUACCCACCACUGGAUCCCACAUUUGGACACUUUUGAGCAGAGCUGUUGCUAAUGUGUCUGUCUGAUCUAAUAUUUUGACAACUGAGGAAAAAAAUGCAGAUAAAAAGUUCCCAAAAUGAACCAAACAGGCCAGAACAAAACAUUUUAAAGGUUAGACUUCUCUUUAAAACGACUCAGUUUAAUCUUACACUACUUGUUGUCAACAAAUUUGGUGAAAUGAUGUUUGACUUGCACUUGUCUGUGAUUGCCAUACGAUUUGAAUCCUUCAUGGGCUUCCUGUAUCAAAUCAAAUUCAAGGUUUCUUGUUGGCAACAAAAUUGCUUUGAUAUAGUUUAUUGUGAUUGAAACAAUCGGCCAAAUUAAGUGGCUUAACUCAGAGAAUCAGCCUUUAAUAAAAACAUCAUAUAUCUUAUCAAUUUACAGGAUAAUGAGGUUGAAAGUUUGCACAUCUCUCUGAUCCCUGUUCCUUUCUGAUUGAUCAAACUUCAUGUACUGAGAUAGUCUGGAUAAACACUUCAUGUCUGAUUAAUUUUCCCUCCCCACCUGUCAGCUCUCACCUCCUGAUUCCUUCUUCUCUGUCCUUUUGUUUGAGCGGGAGCACUAUCACCUGUACUGUACCUACUGUAGCAUGCUACUCUACAAAAAAAAGGAAGAAAAAAAAACUGCUUUAUUUUACCGUGAACAUUCAUGUCUGACAUCGAUCAAAUUGUCUUUGUUUUAGCAGAGGAAAGAGAAAAGCUUUUUGGCCAUUUAUAUUUUGUAAUAAAAAAUGAUCCGAGUGAAAAAAAAUCACGUCUUUUGAUUCUUUAAUUUGUUUAAAUCUCAACAUAUAUCAUUCAGUUAUAUAUUUUUGUGAUGUGUGUUUUAAGUGUAUUGUCUCUAAAUGCUGAAAAGAAACCAAACGUUUGCUCUAUUCUCUGUAUCCAGUCUGCAACAAGGGCAAAAGAUCAAAAACUGGUCAUCUGUCUUUUUUGGAAAGCAUUGACAGCUAAUCUUAACACUUACAGACCAGAUUUACUUCAAAUUAAAGUAACACAUUUGUUUCUUUUAGAAAAUGAUUCUUUGUUAUGAUAGUGAGCCUGCUGACCUUUUUCCUAGCACCAUCAACAGUUGUCAGCAGUCAAGUAAGGGGACAGCAUCAACAGCAAACAAGCAUCAAGGUUCUGUUCAAUUAAAAAUCUACAACCUGAAAAGAAAUGAGGAUUUCAACCAACAGUAAAGACUUAGUUUAGACAAUGUGCUCACAGUAUUUGUUUAACUACAUAACAUUUUGUUGUAUUUGAGCUUAAAGCUCAUGUAAGGAACUUUUUGCUUGUGUUGAUUUUGGCGCCCCCUGUGGAUAAAUCCAUCUCAUCUCUCUGCUCAUCUUGUCCUGUACAUGCAAAAAGUGGUACGAACCCAUGAUUUAAAGGUACAGCUUUAAAUACAUCGCUUUCAUUCCUUU